Molecule: messenger RNA, 6792 nt
Organism: Perca fluviatilis (European perch)
Lineage: Eukaryota; Metazoa; Chordata; Actinopteri; Perciformes; Percidae
Gene: ubtd1b
Product: ubiquitin domain containing 1b
Exons: 4
Coding region: 674-1456 (260 amino acids)
Molecular function (GO): protein binding
Source: RefSeq, a predicted model, not a curated record
CCUUUUACCAGCGGAGAGGGAAGCAACCAUACCAUGGAAGCGACACUGGGGGGGAUUUAAAGGAAAAUAAUUCUGGAGACAACGUCAAAGAAUAGAAGUGGUACACCAUGGUCUGCGAGGAACUGUAACUAUCCACUGCAUUUGGAAUAAACUAAACGUGUAAGGAAAUGGUCGGGAGUGCGCGGAAGUUUGUGUUUACUGAUGUUUUAGGAGCUAACUUAGCUGGUUGGCCCUGUUAGCUUGUUAGCGAGGAAGGUGCGCGCUGUUUGGACUGCUGGACUUUACCAUUUACAACUAGCCUAACUUAAAAGGGAAAUGCUGGUUAUAUUCUAACAUUUCAAAAAGCGGUUUGGAAGAUCUUGCGGCGGCUUGCUGAUUUGGCAAACUCAGGUAGCUAGUGCGGGCCAAAAGCUUUGAAUUUUGUGGGGUCGUGUCACAACACAAACAGCACUGAUACCUGAAGGGAGAAAACGCUUUUUAAGUCACCAUCUUACAGGUAAUCGGUCAGCUCAGCGCUAUAUCGACCAUCCUCUCGUUACCGUGUAAGCUGCUACGGAUGACCCAUAGGUUUGCAACCCGUCUUCCUCAUCGGACCUAGUUAAUCGUCUUCGUCCGUGAUGGGCCCCCUGUUCAGCUAGUACGACGCGUGGAAACAAUCUGCAGCCCAUUAACCAUGGGAGGAUGUGUGGGGAGAUACUGGCAAGGCUGGGAGGACACACAGAGCCGAGGCUCCAGGAACGGUGGACGAGGAGGACGUAACGAGCCUCUAAAGAAAGAUCGUCCCAAGUGGAAAAGCGACUAUCCGAUGACCGAGGGCCAGCUACGGAGCAAGCGGGACGAGUUCUGGGACACUGCGCCGGCCUUCGAGGGCCGGAAGGAGAUCUGGGACGCCCUGAAAGCUGCGGCCGUGGCCUUGGAGUUUAACGACCACGAGCUGGCCCAGGCUAUAGUGGACGGAGCCAGUAUCACACUGCCACAUGGUAAGGACAGAAAACUCAACAAAAUAACAAAACCACCUAGCAGUAGGGCCAGGUACCGAAUUCAAUACUUUGUAGGCACAGACCACAUUUCCUCUAUAGUAUCGAAAAGUGCCUCGUCAUUCACCAGUCCAUACCACGGAAUUACCAGUGAAACCUAUCAUCUUAGCCACCAAGAGUUCCAGCUCAAGGUACGACUGUCCACGGGCACGGACCUGCGCCUCAGCGCCAGCAUGGGGGACACCAUAGGGCUCCUGAAGAAGCAGCUGCAGGCCCAGGAGGACAUCGACGGCGCCCACCAGCGCUGGUUCUUCUCCGGGAAGCUGCUCACCGACAAGACGCGGCUGCAGGACACCAAGAUCCAGAAGGACUUUGUCAUCCAGGUCAUCGUCAACCCGCAGGCCCUCCGAGCCCCGAAGCUGUCAACCACCGCCUCCUCGCCUGCGCCUGAAUUACCCGAGGACCCAGAGGAUAGAUAGAUAGAUGGAUGGAUGGAUGGAGGGAGGGAGGGAGGGUAGUGAGGUGGGUGGCAGGCAGACACUUAAAGGUCCUUUUUUCUGGAUAACUUACGCUUUCUGAGAACAGUUUCUGUUAUUGAAAUGAAAUCGUACUGUGGAGGUACAACACUACUUUUGUAGUAAAAAAAAAAAAAAAAUGAGGGAGAAACUCAAAAGUGCUGCUUUCUUUCACCUACUACGUGUCAUUGUAUCACUCUCGGGGUCUGCUGGCUUGUUCUCUUAAGUGAAUCCAUUCACCACACCAACUCUGAAGAUCCUCGUCCCCUUAUCUCCAAGUAAAAGCAGAACUUGUCAACCACAGACAAAAAAUGUGCACAUCAUGCUGCUGCACACGCGGACUUGCCUCUGCCCCUUUUUUUUUUUUUUGUAAUCUGCACUAACACUAACUGAAGUGCCAAUGGAAGAAAUGCAGAGGUGUUUUGGGUUUGUUCUAAAGCACAUUUCUACUGUGACGCACACGGACUCUGCACCGCAGUCCCUUUCUCCUCCACAGAAAGAGGAGGGGGGAGGCAGAGAGUGAGCUACGGAACUUUUUUUUUUUUUUUUUGUUCUCUUUUCUCUCCCACCCACAUUCUUUCUCUUUAUCGAGGAAAUAUUGUAAACUGAGCUUUUUUUGCACAUUUGAAGAUUAUUACUAUACUUUUUGUGGUAGUUUGUGUGCCUUCUACAAGAUAAAACAAAAAAGGGUUUAAUGUCCUGCAGACGCUAGUUGUACCGCUAGGCUAAGCCUUCUGUAUUUUUUUUUUUUAGAUUCAGGAACUCUUACAUCGAUCCAAGCUAUGACUGCUGCCUUUUUUUUUUUUUUUUAAAUGAUGAUUUCAUGAAUCUUGUGGACAAAUAUUUGGUGUGUGGGUGCUUGUGUGUGUUUGGGCAAAAUUAUGAUGUAUCUGGCCCAUAUAAUUUCACUUUAACGUAGCUCACAGAGACAAGACUGUUUUUCCGGUCAUAGCUUUGCAGUCAGUCAUAUCAUAUUGUAUCGAAUUAAUCCCAAAUUAUUGUCUUAAAAGCUGCAUUAUUGACCACUUUAUAACCCCCCCCCCGACCACUAGGGGGCAGCAACACAGCCAUGAUGUAGUCGGUUCAGUUGCUCAGGCCUUGUUGUCCCUUUGUUUUCACCACCUGAUGAAUGUAAAUCCAGUAUUCAUUCACCUUUUUAUGCUCGAUGUGGUCCAAUAACUUAAAAAAAAAAAAACACUGUCAAAUUUGUUCGCUCUGUGUUUGACUUUCUACACCAGCAUUCAGACGGCUUGUGUGAGCUUGUUUGCCACAAAUGGCUGCCUAUUGUUUCAUAUGUGCGAUUGAGAGCCAUUAUGAGUCUAUAUGGAGCGGUGAACCAAAACGAUGAGCUGAGUUGCUGCUGAGUAAAAUGCUGAGUCUCUUGCCGUCCCCUGAAUUUGUCUGAUGACUAAGGAGUCGGCCCUAACACACACCAGCUGAACAGUUUCUUUUCUUCCAGUUUUGCGCAAGCCCCAUGAUAGAAAUGUCAUUAACACUGCCACUCGCUGGAGUGGAGGUUGGACAUUACACAGACUUUGUGCGAGGGAGCUGGCAAUGUAAAGUUGGUUUAACGUCCGGUCCAACUGAUUCGGACAUUUGCGUUUUUGCAUCCGGCUCCUCCGGGUAAUUUUUAGUAAGGUGACUUCUCCAGGUAGGGAAGUGGGGGCAUGUAAAAUUGCCUAGAUGAAAGAAUAAUCUCGUACAGAACAGGUCAAGAAACAUUCAGUCUUUGAACUAGCCAUUUAGCCUGUUUCUCAGGUUGACUCUGAGCACGACCUGCCUUUAGACUGUGUAUAUAGAAGUACAGCUGCGGUGACUCUGACCAUUGUUGCACAGUAAACGUCAUUGUUUUGAGUCGUUCCACCAGGUUUGUCACCAACCACAGUGAAACGCGUCAGCCACAAACACAAAAAAUUGCCUUGAAUUUAUGCUGCUAAGUUCCCAUUAGGCCUGACGGUGUGCGUGGUAAAACGCUGUGGCUACAUUCACGCUGCAGCUCCGAUAUUUCCCCAUCAAAUGUGACCCAUCCCAUUUUUGUCUAAGCACUGUGAAUAUCAAUCCCAGCUGCAUUUUGUUUCUUGCUCCCAUGGAUCAUAUGUAAGCAAAUCCUAGCAUGCCAUUUAUCUGAACUCUGAAAUCACAAUGAUUUCAGUUCUAUGCCAGACUACAUGGCAGCUUUUCUGAGCAGUGUGUUGGCACAUAAAGCAACAUGACACCGAUCACAAAUUUUUUUUUUUUUUUUUUUGGGGUGGGGUUUGACAUAUCCAGAUAUACAAUUCAAGUGUACACGGUAUACAGUUCCGUUUGAACUUGGCUCACAGGACUGAAAGAAAGUAACCUGAUAGGACAGAGUUUGAUCGGUUCCAUUCAGGCUCAGGCAUAGCGUGAAUGUUCCAGUUUAAAUUUUGGUGUCUGAAUUUAUCCAACUUGAGCAACUAGACUUUUUGACCUGAAUAUUUAGCUGCAAAAUGACAGAAUUUGAGAAAAAAAAAUUUCUUUCUUCAAAAGGGGCUGUACUCAGUGUUCUGAACACUACAAUAACCGUAAACGAAACAUCUUCUAUGGAAAGAAAUAGCGCAGAAAAUGCGUCCUGAGCAGGUGUGUGUGUGUGUGUGUGUGUGUGUGUGUGUGUGUGUGUGUGUGUGUGUGUGUGUGUGUGUGUGUGUGUGUGUGUGUGUGUGUGUGUGUGUGUGUGUGUGUCCGUCCAGCCGUCCAGCCGUGAGUGCCUUGUGCGUGGGUAUCCGACGCGAGGGCCGUGACAAAGCAUCUGUAUUUGCCGAGUCGGGGGAACGGUCUGCGAGAACCAUGUGGAAGCAGACUUUUUUUUCCCCUUCUGAAUACAGAGUACAGCCUCCCUAAAUAUUGGACACUUGAGUUUUAUAUUGGUUUGUGAAUCUUUUUCAAAACAAAUGUAUAAGGGCACCCCGGAGAACGCAAACAAGAACGGCCUGCCGUACGUUAGGAUUUGAGAGGGCGUUUUUUCCGCGGGAAUUUUUGGGAACUACUUUUCACCUAUCAUUCCAACACCACGUGUCCAUCCAUUUGUGUUAUGUGGUCUGUGAUUCGGAUCCGCUCCAAAAUGUAAUUGGUUCUUCCUUGGUUCGUGCGACACCCUUCCGACAAGUUUCAUGGAAAUCGGGCCAAGUAUAGUGGGGUUUUUUUUUUUUCGUAAUCCUCCUUGACAAAAACGGACAAGCAAACCGAAAACACGGUUACUCACCUACUAGAAAUUUCAAAGAGGAUAAUUCUAACCACGUGUAUUCCCAACGAGUAGAGCAGCAAAGAUGUGAAAGUCCCUACUCGGCUUCUUGGCCUGACUGUCACUUCCAGGUCAUGUUGGUGUCAAUUUGGGUUACAUCCCAGAAUAGAUAUUCAGGCACGUAAGGGUUAAGAAUCAUUGCUCCUGUCUUAGAGAGAAUAAAAUAAAAACCAUCAGAGUGGAACGGCUCACCCCAUCAAUGAAAAUGUUUAAAUACAAACAACCUUUUUUUGGGGUCUCUUUUCUAUCCAGUUUCAGCCUUGAAGCUAAUCACAAUCAACCUUUUCAUUUGCUUUCCUUUUACCAAUGUUUUUUUUUUUUCCCCCUGGGAAUAUUUCCUAAUCUAAUUGUAUGCAAACUUGAAUAAGCAUUUUUUCCUCUGUAUGUGCAAUACAAUAGACAUAGACCUCAUAUCAUUUUAGUUUUGUAUUUUCGGACUCUACAGAUUUCAUAGAGCAUUGUUAAAGAAAGGUCAAUCUGCAGGUGCGAGCCUGCUGUAAUCUGACGCCUGUGUCAGAUAAUCCGAUGCCUCUUGUCAAAAACGGUCACGUUUGUCACUUUUGAAAUGUAUAUCCAAGCUGUCGUCUUCAGAUGGGCUCUCAUCGUUCGCGGAGUAAAUAUCUAAACAUUAAAAAUAAAAAAAAGACGCCUACGCAACUUUUCCUCUCCCUGUGUCCAUUUAGCAAGCUGCCCUGCACGUCUCGGCAAUUCUAUACCUGUAUGCCACUCCAUGUUGAGAGAGCGAAAGAGAGAUCUCCGAUUUUAUAGGGGGAAGGGCAUACAAACGCACAAUAAUUUCCCUUUUAAUGUGUUAUUAAAUAGAUGAGAUGUCUCCACCGUGAACAGUCAGCUUAAGAAAACCGUAGCAAAUGAUGAUGAUCAAAAUGAUAUCGGAAGUAGCCAGCUGGAACUCAAAGUACUUUCUCACUUGUGAAAAGAGGCCUCAAGGGCUACAGUGCUGCUUUUAGCAUAGCACAUCUAAGAUGGUCGUUUCUUAUCUUAUCUAUUCAUUUGCCAGCCUUCUAAGCUAAGGAUACACCAUAGCACUUGUGUGUUGAUUUAGCUCGCCUAAAGCUAUGAAUUGCACUCUAGUGUGUCUCCAGCAAUUCCACCUCAGUUAUAUCAUUUUUUCUUUUUUCUAAGUUAAAGUUUAAGCCCACUGCCUGGCACAGCCUGCAAGUUCCGCCUCUUGUUGUGGUAAAGACUAAAAGGGAAAAUUGUGAAGAUUCACAAGAAGUUUAGCACCCACAUUCUUUUUUUCGGGACUAGUGGCUAGGAAAGGUGGUAAAAAUUGUGCUCAAGGGCACUUUAUUAAAAUUUCAGGCAUUUGGAGGAGACAAUAAUGUAUGAAAAACAAAGCACCUCAAAGAUUUUGACAAAAAAAAUAAAUAAAAAAAACUCAAAGUCCACAAACUAGCUUUUUGCAGAGCUUCUGCUCAUUUCCCCGCAUCUUCCUCAUUGGAUGCAGUUUGCUUAUUUCUCCCACUCAUACAUCAGUUUUGGUAUUCUAGUGUUUUCCAAAGUCGGGAGCAAUGCAAACCGACACCAAUCAAAAUGACACACUUUGUCCUGCCCUCAUUAGAACGUUUGCACAUGUCUACACUUCUGAACACAUGUAAAACUUGACUUUUUGUAAUGUUACACACGGGUGGAAGCGACUUGCGUUUUGAAGUCGGUUUUUAAGCUGGUGAUAAAAGCCAUAAUAGGCCGGGGGAUAUUUAUUUUAUACUUGCGUGACAACCAGUACCACUCCAUACAUCCCUGCUCUUCUUCAAGAACUCAUUUUCCCAGAGGGUAUUGCAGUUAAAUAAAGCUUUCACACAGAAAACAAGCCAUAGAGCGCUCACUAAAGAGAAAUCUCAAACAUUUGUUUUUCAAAAUGUCCAUUCAAAUGUGUCUGUAUAUUAGUCGUGACAUGGAGAUUCCUCGAUGAUGAAUGACACCAACAAUUUAUUGUACACUCGGUGUGUUCAUUUGUACGCUGAUUUUGUUUUCAAUCAUCUUUUUAAACUGUUGAAUAAAAUUGAGUGUGAAAAACGGA